AUGAUUGAUAUUCUUGUUAAUACCGUUGUUCGCCCUUUACUGAUUGAAUCAAGAUUAGUUUUUGUCUAUUGUUGUUUGAUUGAUGAGGCAGAAUUGAAUGAUAGUUUGCCUUGGUAUCAUGACAUAUAUCAGUUUCUGAGACUUGACAUAUAUCCUGAGGUCGCCACGACCAAGGAUAAGAAAGCAUUGAGACAAUUAGCCACUCGGUUUGUGAUAUGUGGGGAGACACUGUACAAACGAUCAACUGAUGGGAUGUUACUAUUGUGCUUAGAUCGCACCUCUGUCGAUCGAGUGAUGAGAGAGGUUCACAUUGUUGCCGGUUUGUUCAGAGAUGUCCAAAGUGCCAAAUUCAUGGGGACCUUAUUCACGUACCCCUUUCAGAGUUACAUGCACUGA
Molecule: messenger RNA, 396 nt
Organism: Vitis riparia (riverbank grape)
Lineage: Eukaryota; Viridiplantae; Streptophyta; Magnoliopsida; Vitales; Vitaceae
Exons: 2
Coding region: 1-396 (131 amino acids)
Source: RefSeq, a predicted model, not a curated record